Ceraceosorus guamensis is the source of this 2247-nucleotide messenger RNA. RefSeq lists its product as hypothetical. The coding region runs from base 1 to 2247 and encodes 748 amino acids. Gene Ontology annotation, biological process: mRNA splicing, via spliceosome. NCBI's taxonomy places the organism in Eukaryota, Fungi, Basidiomycota, Exobasidiomycetes, Ceraceosorales, Ceraceosoraceae. Gene Ontology annotation, cellular component: post-mRNA release spliceosomal complex. The record is from RefSeq and is a predicted model, not a curated record. The transcript has 3 exons.
AUGCUCCCCUCUGAGCAAUCUACGGCUGAAGGAGCGACCGUCGCUGCUCACGAUGCAAGCUCAAUCACCGCUCCAGCGCCAAGGCACCAACGUCGAGAUCCGUUGACGGGAGAUUUCAUUCAUGACGAUGUCGAGGGUUCUGAUCAGGACCCCUUCAGCAAUUUGGCCAAAGAUCGAGACAGGAAGCCCAGACCGGAGAAGCCGGAUCCUGAAAAGCUUCAGAUCAGUAGCAGAGAGCUCAACACGCAGCUCGUUCAGGGCAAGUCGCUCGAUGAGUAUUCGACAACACCCACAAAUGCCCCUUCCCAUGGAUCUUCUGGCUACCAAUGGCGCAUGAUGAAGCUCAGAAGGGUGUACGAGACAGCAGAGGAGCAGAACAGACCCUUGGAGGAAGUCGCGCUGGAGAGGUAUGCUAGCAUGGCCGACUUCAACGAGGCUCGAGCGGAGAGGCAAUUCAUCGAAGAUCGGUCACAGACUCGCGGUGCAGGGGGUUCUGGCAGAAACACGCCGAACGCAGCGAGCGCCUCCAGAAAAGGCUUCAUGUUCAGCACGCCGGGAGGAAGUGAAGGAGGAUCGAGGCCGAGCAGCAGGGCUAGCUUCAGAAGACCUGGCGAGAGCAGCAAUCCCGGGACUCCAUCUGCACAACUGCCACCCUCCGUUUCGACACGGUUUCAGCAGCGCGGUUUCGAGAGUCCGGCAAAUGGUAGCAAGCCCGGCACACCCAUUCCGUCAGUCUUCACACCCACCGUGCCGCGUCGCUCGCAGCUUUCGCAGCAAGAGCAGCGCGCAGACCGGAAUGACCUGCCAGCCGAUCAGGCCACUGCACCAUAUCAGAGAACCGCAACGGCUGCAGAGUCCAGCAGCGAAACUGCGGCACCGCCCAUGGAUGCCACUGCGCUGAACAGACUAGAAGCAAAGGUGCUGCGAGCAGAAUUGACGGGUUCGUCUCAGGCCACCAGCUUGCGCGCCAAGCUCGAAAGGGAGAAGGCGAGAUCAGGUACGGGGGGUGAUAGAGGAGGAGGCUUUCCUACCGAUGCACAGCAUAUACGGCCUGAUGCUGAUGAGGGCGCAACAGUACAGGUUCUUCCCACUUUGGACGCGCGCGGACGCCUAUAUGAUGUGGGAUCUGGUCAGGCUGCUCAGAAUCCCACGUCGAUUACAAGCGGCAAUCGCUUGGCGGAAAAGAACAAUCCUGAUCGCAAAAGGUUCGAAUCUCAUGAUAAAAAGACGGGCGAGCGUCUGCGCUACAAUGCUGACGACGACGAGGUAACACUUGCUGAGCUGGUGCGGCAAGAACGAUUUGGAGCGGGAAGCUCUGACCAGAAAGACAUGGACGCCGAAUUUGCUAAGCGCAUCAUGAACGACUCGAACUUUAAGAACGAUUUGGAUUACAUGGACGAGAAUGUAGAGAGGUUGGGAAGGAAAAAGAUGAAGACGGAUGCGAUGAAGAGGCAAUUUGCCAUUCAGGACUUUGCCAAAACCAAGAAAGCCUUGGAUGCGUGUCAGUACUGUUGGCAGGAGGAGGGCGCGAAGCCUCCCCGAGCACCAGUUGUCAGCAGCGGAACGCUCUGCUACCUCGCUCUGCCAGAGGGCGAAGCGUUGGUGGACGGCCACUGCUUCAUCGUGCCUAUGCAGCACUACCUCAGCUCGCUGGAAGCGGAUGAUGACACCUGGGACGAAAUCAAGAAUUUCAUGAAGUGUCUCAUGCAGAUGGCGCAUGCUCGCCAACAGUCCUACAUCUUUUGCGAGACGGUCAGAUCGAUCAAGCAUCAGCGGCACACUGCCAUCGAAGCUAUCCCCGUUCCUCACGAUCUCUUCAGCGAGCUGCCCGCAUCGUUCAAGCAAGAAAUUUUGACCGUCGAUGAAGAAUGGUCCCAGAACAAAAAGCUCAUCGAAUUCACUUCUGCAAGACCUUUUCGCAAAUCUUUGGUGCCGAACCUACCUCACUUUGCCGUCAUGUGGGACUACAAGGGCGAAAAGGGUUAUGGGCACAUCAUAGAAGAGGGCGAUUUGAUGGAAGGAGACGAGGACACGUACGGCUACAAGGGCGCAUCCAAAGGUGGCAACACUUUUCCCAAAUACUUCGCGGCCGAGAUCAUUGGUCAGCUGCUUGAUCUCGAGCCUAGGCAGUGGCGCAAACCUCGAUGGCUGGACGCUAAUCAACAGACGCAAGCUAUUUCCGCAUUCAAGCACAAGGGUUGGUCGGUGGUCGACUGGACUAAGAUGAUCGGCGUCCAACCAAAUUGA